Messenger RNA from Spea bombifrons (plains spadefoot toad), 1392 nucleotides. Its product is annotated as carboxypeptidase A2-like. Gene Ontology annotation, molecular function: zinc ion binding; metallocarboxypeptidase activity. Gene Ontology annotation, biological process: proteolysis. Bases 70 to 1326 code for a protein of 418 amino acids. The transcript has 11 exons. The record is from RefSeq and is a predicted model, not a curated record. NCBI's taxonomy places the organism in Eukaryota, Metazoa, Chordata, Amphibia, Anura, Pelobatidae.
CAUUAUGUCAGUGAAGCCUGCCUGUUCUAUAAAUACCAUAGAGGACUGGCAGAAGUUCCACUCUUUACAAUGAGACUUCUCCUGCUCCUCUCUGCCUUAGUGGCAGGUACUAUUGCUGUAAAAACCUUUGUAGGACACCAAGUCCUGAGGAUCAAAGCAAGCAACGAUGAUCAAAUAAAGGAACUCCAGGCUCUGGAAGGGCUGACACACCUCGAGCUUGAUUUCUGGACUGAACCAGCCAACAUUGACAACCCAGUUGAUGUUCGUGUCCCGUUCCAUAGUCUCCAGUCUGUGAAGUCUUACCUGGAGUUCAACAACAUUGAGUAUUCUAUCAUGAUCAAUGAUCUGCAGACAGUGAUCGACUCAGAGAAGCAGGAGAUGGAAACUGAUAAUAUCAAGGAACGUAACUCUGCCACCUUCAACUAUGCUACUUAUCAUACCUUGGACAAUCUGUUCAAAGGUCUUGAUGCUAUUGUGCUGGAUUUCAAAUCACUGGUCACCAAGCAACAGAUUGGGACUUCUACUGAGGGACGUCCUCUCUAUGUCCUCAAGUUCAGCACUGGUGCCAGUCGUCCUGCCAUUUGGAUAGAUGCUGGCAUUCAUUCUCGUGAGUGGAUUACUCAGGCUACUGCCUUGUGGGUUGGAUACAAGCUUGCAACAGACUAUGGAAAGGAUGCAUCCAUCACAUCUCUGCUCAACAAAUUUGACGUGUAUCUUCUAGUUGUUACCAACCCUGAUGGAUAUGUCUAUUCUCAUACUGCAGAUCGUAUGUGGCGUAAAACCCGAGCCCCUAACAGUGGAAGUCGUUGUAUUGGUGUUGAUCCUAAUAGGAACUGGAAUGCAGGCUUUGGGGGACCAGGUGCCAGCUCAGAUCCCUGCUCUGAUUCUUACCGUGGGCCCAGUGCAGAAUCUGCAGUGGAAGUGAAAAAUAUUGCCAACUUCAUCAGGUCACAUGGAAAAAUCAAGGGCUUUGUGUCAAUCCACAGUUACUCUCAACUUCUGCUCUUCCCAUAUGGCUAUAAGUGCACCAACCCUGCACACUACACAGAACUGAACACCGUGGGUAGAUCUGCUGCUGCCGCCUUGAGCUCUCUCUAUGGAACACAGUACAAAGUUGGAACUAUCUGCUCCACAAUCUACCAAGCCAGUGGUGGGAGCAUUGAUUGGACCUAUGACAUUGGAAUUAAAUAUUCCUUUGCCUUUGAGCUGAGAGACACAGGACGCUAUGGAUUUCUCCUACCAGCCACUCAGAUCCUUCCUACAGCACAGGAGACCUAUCUGGGUCUGAAGAAGAUCAUGGAGCAUGUACGAGACAACCCUUACUAGAAUAUAUACCUCUAUACAGAGCACCAGUCUGUUUAUUAUACAUAAUAAAGUAACCCAUUUUAACAA